CGAUUCACUUUUGAUUGACACAAACCACUUUAAAGUUUUAUGCAUCUUUCUUAUAUUUUGUCAUUUUUUUGCAUUAAGUGACAAGAGACUGAUGAAAAUUAAAUUGUUCUCAGAUUGAGGAAGACGGUGUAGAGCUGUGAGCUUUCCUCAUAGAAUAUAGGUUUUCAAACUUACAGUUUUUCAAAGACACAGUGAUCAUUGUAAUUUUUGUGAGUGUCUAAGAAUGAAGUGCAGAUUGGUGUGAAUUCAAUGCUUUAUUUAAGUUUUUUUACCAAAGGGAUGGGAGGUUGUGUUGCUUCUAUUGCUUAAAAAAAGCUUUGCUGUCUGAAUAUCUAGUGUAUAUGAAGAUGUUUCUUGAACUUCAUAGCUGUAUAACUGACCCCAAAAUAAGUGCAGGAAGUGGUUUAUACCGUAAUAUUAUGAAUGCAAGAAAACAUUUAGGUCAGUAAAUUUUUGCAUAUCUUUUCUAUUUAACUGUGCCCUUUGCAGUCACUUUAGCCUUGCUCAGUGCCACCAUUCUCAGAAGGUACUUUCAGAAAAGGAGAAAUGCCCUUAAUGUUGAUAAAGUGCCAGACCAUGCAGCAAAGUGCUAGAAGGAGAAGUAGCCAAGCAUAAAACGCAUAGCUUCUGCUGAACAAGAGCAGUAGCAGACUACAAGGAAAGAGAAAAUGUCUUCUGAAACAGGUCAACAGGGAAGUCAGACGCCUCCAAUAAAGCAACCUGGAUGGCCAAUGUUAUUUUGUCCCUUGUCCCAAAUUCAAGACAGAGAGAUUGCAAGGAUUGUUAAAGAAUGCAAACAGGAAAGUUUUUGGUACAGAGCUCUUCCUUUAUCUCUUGGGAGCAUGCUUGUCACCCAGGGGCUAAUCUCAAAAGGCAUUUUCACAGCAAGCCCAAGAUUUGGUCCAUACCCCAAGAUGGCACUUGCUGGUGUCUUGGGUUUUGCCAUUGGAAGGAUGUCAUACAUGGGAAAAUGCCAAAAAAAGUUUCAGAAAAUUGGAAUUGCACCAUUUUGUCCAAAACAAAAAAGGAAGUGUCAUCAUACUUGCCAAGAAUGUAAAGCAAAAUUUGGAUCGAAUGAGAGAGAAGGUUCAAGUCCUUCAGCAGCUUAGUGCCAGAUGUGGUGAACACAAUUAAAACCUUAUGGACCAUCUUCUUUCAAGGCACUUUCCUGUAGACUAGAAAUAAUAAUUUUGUGAUUCUAUCUCUUAGAUUUGGUAUAAAUUGACUUAUUUGAAAUAAUUUCAUAUUGUUCUAUAGCUCUGUUUGUAUUAAAUACCAGGUUUUUUGAAUGCACUUUUUGAAAUACACUCUUCUCUUUUCAGCACAUAUUGAUUUAUUUUCCUCUCUUCAAUGCAAUUUAGCUCUUAGUGCUGAAAAAUUACAUUUGUCUAUUGUAUUUAGAUGCUGGCAAUGCUUUGUGUAACAGACAAAGUGGUUUAUGUUGGAAUGUUUGUCUGUGUCAAAUUGUAAGGGUGUGAGGCUGUUUAAAUGGUUUGCACAGUGAAGCAGCUAUCCAGUCUGAGCUGACCCCUUGGUUGUGGAGUACUUUAAGAGUACCCAAUUCAGGGUAUUUGCAGUUACUGUGCUGAACCAACUUCCCAUAAGCCAAUUUACACAGAGGGCUGCUUUGCCAGGGAUACCAAAAUCAUGAACAAGAACACACAAUAUUUUGGAACAGC
Passer montanus (Eurasian tree sparrow) is the source of this 1679-nucleotide messenger RNA. It is a transcript of the gene OCIAD2, whose product is annotated as OCIA domain containing 2. The record is from RefSeq and is a predicted model, not a curated record. Gene Ontology annotation, cellular component: mitochondrial inner membrane. The coding region runs from base 669 to 1109 and encodes 146 amino acids. The transcript is spliced from 8 exons. NCBI's taxonomy places the organism in Eukaryota, Metazoa, Chordata, Aves, Passeriformes, Passeridae.